Molecule: messenger RNA, 1080 nt
Organism: Penicillium samsonianum
Lineage: Eukaryota; Fungi; Ascomycota; Eurotiomycetes; Eurotiales; Aspergillaceae
Product: 3-methyl-2-oxobutanoate hydroxymethyltransferase ECM31
Exons: 2
Coding region: 1-1080 (359 amino acids)
Biological process (GO): pantothenate biosynthetic process
Cellular component (GO): mitochondrion
Molecular function (GO): 3-methyl-2-oxobutanoate hydroxymethyltransferase activity; magnesium ion binding
Source: RefSeq, a predicted model, not a curated record
AUGGCUGCGCCAGGCUCUGCGCUGCGGCGCACAGCAUUCGCUUCUUCGUCGCUGUUAAGGACAAGAGUGAUCCCUGCCACCCGAACGCAAACCACGCACAUCCCUCGCGCUGCCCGCUGUCCUGUCCUGUCCGCCCAUGUACCGACCACACACCUCUCCCAAACCCGAUAUAGUUCCUAUUCCGCGCCAGCACCCGGUGAGAAUGGAAAGGCGCGGAGGAAGGUUACUAUUCAGACGCUCCAGAACAUGCACAAAAAGGGGGAGCCGAUCACGAUGCUGACGGCGCAUGACUUCCCCAGUGCUCAUGUGGCCGAUGCGUCGGGGAUGGAUAUGGUCUUGGUAGGGGAUAGUUUAGGGAUGGUAGCGCUUGGACUGGAAAACACGACGGAGGUCGUUAUGGAAGAGAUGAUUCUUCAUUGUCGGAGCGUAGCGCGGGCAACGAAAGCAGCUUUCAUUAUCGGAGAUCUACCGAUGGGGUCAUAUGAAGUGUGCGCGGAACAAGCAAUCGAGUCAUCUCUGCGCCUGAUCAAGGAAGGCCGCGUACACGGCGUCAAGCUCGAAGGUAGCGAGGAACUCGCGCCCACAAUCAAACGCAUCACACAAGCCGGCGUUCCGGUAGUAGGCCAUGUCGGUCUCACACCACAGCGACAGAAUGCGCUCGGCGGCUUCCGUGUACAGGGCAAGACAGCUGUCAGCGCAAUGAAGCUGCUGCGCGAUGCACUUGCUAUGCAAGAGGCUGGCGCAUUCAUGCUUGUGCUUGAGGCGAUGCCGUCGGAGGUUGCAUCCAUCAUCACGCAGAAGCUUCGGAUUCCGACUAUCGGUAUUGGCGCUGGGAAUGGCUGCUCCGGACAGGUUCUUGUGCAGGUUGACAUGACUGGGAAUUUCCAGCCUGGCCGGUUCGUGCCGAAGUUUGUUAAGCAGUAUGCGGAUAUUUGGGAUGAGGCUGCCCGUGGCAUCUCGCUGUAUCGCGAUGAGGUUAAGAGUCGGGCGUUCCCUUCAGAGGAAUAUACAUAUCCCAUUGCGAAGGAUGAGCUUGCUGGGUUCCAGAAAACGGUGGACGAGGUCUUCCGGGAAUCAUGA